UUCCAUAGUUGUUAUCAUAUUUCUCCUCAUUCUUGGUACUGUCGCCGCCGCCUUUGCCAACUCAAAAACGAAACCAGACGAAACCCUUCUCGAAGGAUUACGACGUAGAGCAAAGGUUGCGAGAUGGCUGGGAGCGAUCGGUUCGCGAGUUGGCCUGUUCUCUCCGACCGGAAGGCCCCAUCGCCUUCCGAAGUUCCGCCUCGCCCCGUCGGAUCACCUCUGCAGGUAGCUGCAUCUGCGCAGAUCGUCACCGCGGGGUCCUUUCACGCACCAGCUAGCUUCCCAACGCUAUGCCUUGGCAUCAAGGUUAUCUUGGGCGCGCGAAGUGCGAGCAAGAAAAGAUAUGAAGCCCUCACCGACAGUUGAUAUCCUCCUUUGGUAGAACUCCCUGCCUGCUGUACCUUCAAUCUUCCGCUUCUUGGACCCAAUCACCUUCCCAUAGGAUACAGGGAUCCAACUGUCUUCCUCUCCUGAUCUGGUAUAGUGUUGCGAGAGUUUUCGUGAUGUCUUCCCCCAAGAAUGGGCGGGUCACACUAGUCUCAUGUGACUGGCGUUAUAUCGGCGGCACGGCGCGAAAAAAUCAGCCUUCCGUAGGCCCCUCGUUGCGCGUCUCGAUUGUCUUUUGAAUACGCUAGGCCGUUAUCG
This is a messenger RNA of Sodiomyces alkalinus F11, 645 nucleotides long. RefSeq lists its product as hypothetical. NCBI's taxonomy places the organism in Eukaryota, Fungi, Ascomycota, Sordariomycetes, Glomerellales, Plectosphaerellaceae. The transcript has a single exon. The record is from RefSeq and is a predicted model, not a curated record. Bases 124 to 366 code for a protein of 80 amino acids.